Molecule: messenger RNA, 1593 nt
Organism: Funneliformis geosporum
Lineage: Eukaryota; Fungi; Glomeromycota; Glomeromycetes; Glomerales; Glomeraceae
Source: the annotation of a GenBank genome assembly
AUGGCUCAAGCAACAAUUUUUAAUGAAGAACAAAUUGAUCCUCGUGAUAUUGGAACUCCUGACGAUUGGGUUCCAAGACAUCCCGAACUUAUACGAUUAACAGGAAAACAUCCUUUUAACUGCGAAGCCCCUUUACCAUUAUUAUUAAAACAAGGUUUUAUAACACCAACUUCUCUACAUUAUGUUAGAAACCAUGGACCCGUGCCGAAACUCAGUUGGGAUACUCAUAAAAUAAUAAUCGAUGGAGAUGUGCCCAACCCACUUUCUUUAUCAAUGGAUGACAUCGCAAGUCUUCCAUAUCUUGAAUUUCCUGUAACUUUUGCUUGCGCAGGAAAUCGCCGUAAAGAACAAAAUAUGAUUAAACAAACGAUUGGAUUUAAUUGGGGGCCAGCAGGAGUAAGCACAGCAGUAUGGAAAGGUGUAUCAUUACGUUAUAUUUUACAAUUGGCAGGAGUAAAAGUUGUUGAUAAUUAUGAGAAAACUCGUUAUGUUUGUUUUGACGGGGCUGAUGACUUACCAAACGGGGUUUACGGAACAAGUAUAACUUUAAAAUGGGCGAUGGAUGAAGAAAGGGAUGUUAUGUUGGCAUAUGAAAUUAACGGUAAAAGGUUAACUCCUGAUCAUGGAUUUCCAGUUCGUAUGAUCAUUCCCGGAAUUAUCGGAGGUCGUAUGAUUAAAUGGCUUAAUAGGAUCACCUUAACUGAUAAGGAAUCUGAUAGUUGGUAUCAUUUUCAUGAUAAUCGUGUAUUACCUCCAAAUGUGGAUGCUGAACGUGCCAAUAAAGAGAAAUGGUGGUAUAUUCCCAAUUAUAUUAUAUACGAUUUAAACGUUAAUUCGGCAAUCGCUGCUCCAGCACAUGAUGAAAUCAUUCCGUUCUCAAGACUUUCAAAUAAUUCCGAGUAUACUCUUAAAGGUUACGCUUAUACCGGAGGAGGUCGUAAAGUUACACGUGUUGAAAUAACUUUGGAUGAUGGUAAAUUUUGGUUUCUUGCGAAUUUAUAUGAUCCUUUAGAACGUAAUGGUAGAACUUGGUGUUGGACCUUUUGGUCAUUAACGGUCCCUACACAUAGUUUCAUACGUUGUUCGGAAUUUCGUGUUAGAGCGUGGGAUUCGGCUCAUAAUUCACAACCAGAAAAUCCAACUUGGAAUGUAAUGGGAAUGAUGAAUAAUCGUCAAUAUAGAGUAAAGGUUCAUGUUAUAACUUCCGAAAAAGAUGUUUCUUUGAAAUUUGAACAUCCAAUUGAACCUGGUAAUAUUCCCGGUGGAUGGAUGGCAGGACAACAACCUGCUAUUUCUGCGCCUGCACCUAAGCCUGCACCAAAAAAUGAAAGUUCUUCCAAAGUUACAACGUUUACGAUGGAACAAGUAGGAAAACAUAAACAUGAGAAUGAUUGUUGGAUUGUCAUAAAUAAUAAAGUUUAUGAUUGCACGAAAUUUAUUCCAAUUCAUCCUGGUGGUAUCACUGCUAUUCGAAUCAAUGCUGGUACUGAUUGUUCUGACGAAUUUAAUGCAAUUCAUUCAGAAAAGGCGAGAGGCUUAUUGGACGAAUUUUAUAUUGGAGAUUUAGAUGAUCCAAAGAAAUCAAAGCUUUAA